Cylicostephanus goldi is the source of this 732-nucleotide messenger RNA. NCBI's taxonomy places the organism in Eukaryota, Metazoa, Nematoda, Chromadorea, Rhabditida, Strongylidae. The record is from the annotation of a GenBank genome assembly.
AUGGUGUCAUUGAAAUUAGCUAAGUCAAAACCUGCAGCAAGUCGCACAUCUCGUCAUAAAAAGAAAUACUGGAGAAAAGGAAUUGACAUGGAUGUAGUUGGCAAAAGCAUUCAUGAUGUUGUUCAACGAUCAAAGGCAGAUACUCCCGAUGGUGAACUCUUUGCAAUUGAUCGAACACCAUCUAGCGAAGUUAGGAAGUUUACAAAACGUCAGCAAGCCGCUCUGGAUAAAAUCUCAAAGAGUAUAAGCGAACCAGAAAAACUGCCGCUACCUCCUCCAAAAUGUCCGCCACUCAAGAAACAACCGAAACUGAAGCAGCCGGUGGAACGUAAGGAAAAAGUACAGAAGAAACAGGAUGCUCCAAGUUACGAUCUAUGGGAAAAGGAUUUCGAACCUAAAGUGGAUUUGGAGUAUAAAGAAGCAGGUGAUCACAUGCUUCUUUACACCAAGAAGAAACUUCCGCACAAACCAGUAACAGCGAGUUUUAAGCCAAGUUUGCUCGACCACGUCGCGUUACCUGAUGCUGGCACUUCUUACAACCCUAAAGCAGAAGAUUACGAGAAAUACGUGAUGAAGAUUGCACAAGAUGAGACAAAGUUGAUACUUGAGGAGGAGAAGAUUGAAAGAGGAAGAAAACCGAAGCGUGAGAGCGUUGUGACAUAUGAGGAGAAAAGCUUGGAAGAGACAGAAGGAUUAGUUAUUGAUCCUCGAUACAAUGCUGAAGAAGGUGAG